Zychaea mexicana is the source of this 928-nucleotide messenger RNA. RefSeq names its product guanine-N(7)--methyltransferase-like protein. Gene Ontology annotation, cellular component: tRNA methyltransferase complex. Bases 168 to 908 code for a protein of 246 amino acids. Gene Ontology annotation, molecular function: tRNA (guanine(46)-N7)-methyltransferase activity. The transcript has 7 exons. The record is from RefSeq and is a predicted model, not a curated record. Gene Ontology annotation, biological process: RNA (guanine-N7)-methylation; tRNA methylation. NCBI's taxonomy places the organism in Eukaryota, Fungi, Mucoromycota, Mucoromycetes, Mucorales, Lichtheimiaceae.
CUUUAUCAGAGCUCGAUAAUGAUCGUCGAUACACGCAUUUCCGCCACCCGCUUCACUUAGGCUCAUCACGAACGCUCCCCGCGCCAAAAUUUUUUUUUGGCUUUUUUGAUCUCCACACUCGGCUUUCACAGGUUGUCAGGCUUACUUCAACGCAUAAAACGCCAAAAAUGAGUGAAGAAGUCAAAUUACCUCAAAAACGGUACUACCGUCAACGCGCUCAUGCCAAUCCAUUCUCGGAUCAUCAACUUGACUAUCCUGCAAAGCCAGAGGAUAUGGAUUGGACUCGUCACUAUCCCGAAUACUACCCUGCCAAAGAAGGCCAAGAGCAGAAAAAAGUCGAAUUUGCAGAUAUUGGAUGUGGUUAUGGUGGUCUUCUGAUCUCAAUGGCAAAGGAGUUUCCAGAUAAUUUGAUGCUUGGUAUGGAGAUCCGCACAAAAGUUGAAGAUUAUGUUUAUGAACGUAUCAAGGCAUUGCGAGUACAAGAACCAGGUUACUAUCAGAAUGUAUCGAUCAUGCGAAUGAAUGCCAUGAAGUUCCUUCCCAACUUUUUUGAAAAGGGCCAGUUGAGCAAGAUGUUCUUCUUAUUUCCUGAUCCACACUUUAAGCAAAGAAAGCACAAGGCACGGAUUAUCAGUCCUACACUACUUGCUGAAUAUGCAUAUGCUUUGCGCGUGGGCGGUGUUCUCUACACCAUUACGGAUGUAAAGGAUCUACAUGAGUGGAUGGUCAAGCAUUUGGACGACCAUCCUUUAUUCGAACGAAUGUCAGAUGAAGAAUGCGAAAAAGAUCCAGCUGUGCCCCAUGUACGGGAAGCUACAGAAGAAGGCAAAAAGGUGGCACGUAAUCAAGGAGACAAGUACUUGGCCUGUUAUCGUCGUAUUGAAGAUCCUUUUUAUUCGCAAGCGUAAAAUGUACAUAUAAGAGUUUU